Molecule: messenger RNA, 906 nt
Organism: Phaethon lepturus (White-tailed tropicbird)
Lineage: Eukaryota; Metazoa; Chordata; Aves; Phaethontiformes; Phaethontidae
Gene: LRRC47
Product: leucine rich repeat containing 47
Exons: 6
Biological process (GO): phenylalanyl-tRNA aminoacylation
Molecular function (GO): RNA binding; phenylalanine-tRNA ligase activity
Source: RefSeq, a predicted model, not a curated record
GCCAGGAAGAAGAAGAGGGAGAAGCAGCAAAAGAAGGAUGGCGGGGACGGGGAGCAGGACCAGCUGGAGGAGGCGAGCAAGCUGCUGCUGAAGGUCCUGCACGUCUCCGAAAACCCGGCGCCCUUGGCGGUCAAAGCCAGCCCGGGCGUCAAAGAUGUUCGACCCUUCAUUGUGUGCUGCGUGCUGAAGGGAGUGAACUUAAAGCCGGGAAAUGCCCUGAAGAGGUUCCUGUCUGUGCAGACUAAACUGCAUGAAGACAUUUGUGAAAAGCGGACAGCAGCCACAAUUGCCACCCACGACUUGCAGCUGAUCAAAGGUCCUCUGGUAUACGACGUUCAGCCUCCUGAUGAGCUGAAGAUAACGCCCCUGGGUCGAAAGGAGAUCAAGGCAAAGGAUCUUCUCCGUCAGCUGCAGUUAGAAGCUGAGGAACAGAGGAAACAGAAGAAGCGUCAGAAUGUCUCUGGGUUGCACAAGUAUCUCCAGUUAUUGGAUGGCAAAGAUAAGUACCCGUGUCUUGUGGAUGCCGAAGGCGUUGCGAUUUCUUUCCCACCAAUAACCAACAGUGAGAAAACAAAGAUUAGAAAAGAGACCCGCGACCUGUUUCUGGAAGUGACAAGCGAUACCAGUCUACAGAUAUGCAAAGAUGUCAUGGACACACUGAUUCUGAAAAUUGCAGAACUGAACAGAUACACCUUGGAAAAUAAGGAAGACUCAGGCUCAGAUAACGAACCUGAUGCUCUGUGUGAACCGGUGAAUUUGAACCCCAGCCAAAAUGUACAGCCAAUGAAUUUUCCAUUGGUAGUUGAGCAGGUUCGAGUGGUGGACACAGAUGGAAACUUGAGAGUACUUUAUCCUUCAAAAACUGACCUAACCACAGUUUCUUCUCUUCUGACUGUAAUACGUUAG